Penicillium alfredii is the source of this 1467-nucleotide messenger RNA. RefSeq lists its product as uncharacterized. The record is from RefSeq and is a predicted model, not a curated record. NCBI's taxonomy places the organism in Eukaryota, Fungi, Ascomycota, Eurotiomycetes, Eurotiales, Aspergillaceae. The transcript is spliced from 7 exons. The coding region runs from base 1 to 1467 and encodes 488 amino acids.
AUGCCGUCGACAGGCUGGGCAAAUCCUCAUGUGUGGUGUGGAGCAAGAGGACGUGAAGAGAAAAUCCCCGAGCGUUUCGUUGCCAAGUUUGAGUUCCACGGGCGUUUGGGGAGAAGCCAGCAUGCCGUUUCUGGCGUGAUGGAGAAGAGCUACCAGGCCGCUCCGUGUGGGUCAACGACCUGUCACGGGCUCAUCCAUGCCGAUCAUUGUAACGAAGCCCUCCCAAGCGACGUCGAAGGAUCUCACCGUUGGACUAGUGCCUUUGUGAAUAGGGCCGGGGAUGUUCCCGGCCCGCAGAUCCUUAUUUGGCUUCUGAAGUGGACGUUGAACUCUGCAGAGCCGGCCCUCGAUGCUGGAUUUUCAGGAGAUCCAACCCUCAUCUUCUUCCUACUCUCGGAACGACGCUGGCGAGUCCGAGCCAUGGAGCUUCCACCCCCGCCUCCCGGCCUUGAUAUCUACGAGGACAACACCUCGCGUGUCAUUGCUUCGGUGCUUGCGCCGGCUAUUAUAGCUGUUAUAGCGGUAGGCUUACGAAUCUGGGCGCGUUAUGUGUCAAAAGCCAAGUUCUACUGGGAUGACUAUCUGAUCAUAGUCGCGUUGGUCUUCUCGAGCGGCAAUUGUGUUCUCAACAUUUUGAUGGCUAAACUCGGCGGAAUGGGUAAACAUAUUUGGAAUCCAUCUGUCGACCUAGGGGUGAUAUGGCAACUUGUCUUUGCCAUGGAAUUUGUCUACAGCUGUACAAUUCCCGCCAUUAAGAUGUCGGUGAUUAUGUUCUAUCAUCGCAUCUUCCCGAUCCAGCGCUUUACCUACGUCCUCUAUUUCUGCUCCUUCCUCGCACUAGGCUGGUUCUUCGGUGUGAUGGUUGUGAACCUGGUCCAGUGCCAUCCAAUCUCAUACUUCUGGAAGAAAUACGAAGACCCAACGGCCAAAGGCACAUGCAUUGAUGUCGAAGCUUACUUCAUGGGCAAUGGUAUUGCGGAGGCUGUCACCGACUGGAUUAUCCUCGCUGUUCCAUUCCAUCGAGUUUGGAAACUCAACAUGCCUACCCCUCAAAAGCUGGCUGUGCUAGGCAUCUUCGGACUUGGAGCCUUUGCUUGCAUUGCGGGUGCGCUUCGCUGCUAUGCCGUCGAGAUUAUGACAGAGAGCUUGGAUAUCCCGUGGAACUUUGGCCGUGGAUUCAUCUGGAGCUCGAUUGAACCUUCUCUGGGAAUUAUAUCCGCCUGUCUACCGACCCUUCGACCCCUUUUCCGCUAUCUUUACCCGACCGGCUUUGCCUCCAGCCAGAAGCCAAGUGACUUUUAUCGCCUGCAAGAUCGGGAAAACUUCCGUUCCGGUAAUGAUGGAGUUGCUCCGAAUAAUGCUGUUCGAAAAGGUUCUGAGGACUCUGAAGCUCGCCUACAGCCCAAGAAUGAUGCUAUUAUGGUUCGACAAGAUUCCAUUUGGUCAUCCAAGCAAAGCCAUAGCUAG